AUGCUUUGGAAAGCUUUCACUCUCCUCAUCUUCCUUGUCAUGCUUCAGGACCAAGGAACAUCAGGUUCUGAUAUGAAGAUAAUUAGCAUGCCUGUCAUCGUGGGAAGUAGUAUCAAGUUACAACCGAUUCGUAUUCCGCAGCAUUCAGAAAGUAUGCAAUUCACUUGGUUUGUGAAACUAUCUUCAACUCAGGAAAAUUUUAAGAUAUGGAGUUGGAGAGAUGACUCAAAGGGUACAUUUGAAGGUGGGCAAUUUAAAAACAGAGUUAAUGUCAUACCUGAGAACCUGGCCUUAUUCAUUAGCCCAGCUCAGAAGAAUGACAGUGGCCUCUACUUCAUGGAAAUCACUAGUCGGUCAGGACAUGUUUCUAAAACUGCCAAGUUCCAGGUUUCUGUGUUUGAUCCUGUCCAGGAUCCAAAGAUUGAGGUGACUGGAGAGUCAUGGAAUAACACCUUGUGCCAUGUGAACCUGUCUUGCUUCGUCCAUGGGAACAAUAAUUUGACAUAUACCUGGUACAGAGGGAGAGAACAAAUUAAAGCCCCAGGGAAUCAUGCCCAUGUACAGCUCUACAUCCAAGCCAGUAACACUGAGAAUUACUAUACUUGCAAUGCCAGCAACCCAGUUAGCUCAAGGAGCCAUACCGUCAACCUUACUUGGGUAUGUGCUAGCACAGUUCACAGCUCAACCCAAGAAUUGUGGUUCCUGCUGGUUUUGGGUUUCUCUGUGAUUCCCCUGGUCAUUCUACUUCUCAGUAUCAUUGUCUGCCUGUAUGUAACAAGAAAGAGGAAGAAGAGGAGGAAGCAAGUAGCAGAUACGAACAUGACAAAUUAUACGAAAAUUAAUCAUAGUAUGCCCCAGAGAAAUCAGGUGCAGAAUUGCUGUGCAACAGAAGAAGGAAACACCUGCUAUUCUGUAGUCCAAUUUCCACAACAGCCUCCUGCUUCCAGCCCUGCUAGUCAAGAUAAAACAGUGUACUCAUCAGUCCAGUUCUCCAAGCGUUCUUUUUCCAAGCAAAUGAACCCCAGCUCAUCCCAUUCAACUACCAUCUACCAAGAGGUCCAGAGACCCAACCGACUGUCUCGUAAGGAGCUGGAGAUGUUCUGCGUCUAUUCCUAGUAAUGGGAGCUGCUGUCCAAAAUGAACAUACUAUUGAAGCAUUUUGAGGGCUAGGAGAUAAUAAGGGCAGCUCAGAUCUUUAUAGCUCUUGCAGGAUUACAAAGCUCUCUCUUCACAACAACCACAUGAGGAAAGGAGCGCAAGCAUUACUCAAAUAUUCCAAUAGUUUGAGAUCUCUUCGAUGUGGACAUUCUCUUCAAUGACAUGGAUCACUCUUCCUUUUUGCCUUCCUAUAUUAUGUGGCACUUUUCUAUGCCAGUCCAUAAGUUAAUAUCUGAGGGUCGAUCUCACAGGCUAGAAGACUUCCUAGAUUUCUUCUCACAUCGUAAGGAUACAAAUAGAGCACUCAGGCUAUAAGCCUAUUACCGCCCCCCCCCCCACUCUUGCCAUGUGUCUAACCCAUGUUCCUUUUCAAUUAUAAACUUCCUU
This is a messenger RNA of Trichosurus vulpecula (common brushtail), 1545 nucleotides long. RefSeq names its product CD244 molecule (gene CD244). Gene Ontology annotation, molecular function: MHC class I protein binding. The transcript is spliced from 9 exons. Lineage: Eukaryota; Metazoa; Chordata; Mammalia; Diprotodontia; Phalangeridae. Gene Ontology annotation, cellular component: external side of plasma membrane. The record is from RefSeq and is a predicted model, not a curated record. Gene Ontology annotation, biological process: natural killer cell activation involved in immune response. Bases 1 to 1116 code for a protein of 371 amino acids.